This is a messenger RNA of Salvelinus sp. IW2-2015, 2468 nucleotides long. RefSeq names its product ubiquitin-like domain-containing CTD phosphatase 1. Gene Ontology annotation, cellular component: nucleus. The record is from RefSeq and is a predicted model, not a curated record. Gene Ontology annotation, biological process: protein dephosphorylation. NCBI's taxonomy places the organism in Eukaryota, Metazoa, Chordata, Actinopteri, Salmoniformes, Salmonidae. Gene Ontology annotation, molecular function: protein serine/threonine phosphatase activity; protein binding.
UGUAAAAAGUGUCCGUCUCAUUACAUUGUCAUCCAUUUUAUCUCCAACCUGUAGGCUACAGAAAAGGCCACAUACUAUUUCUGCCAAAUCCUAUAUGUGCUACAGGAUUUAUGUUAGGUACAUUUUUUUCACAAAACGUUGGUGGAGUUGCAGCAAUGAGUCUCUCCAACAUCACCCUAGAGAAGAGCGCUGGGAAUGGACAAGCAAAAUAUUACCCAUCCUUACUUUUGACAAAGUGGGCCCAGUUUAUCACAGAGCGGCAUCAGCUCUCACCUAAAAAGCCCAUAGCGCCGGGAAUGGACAAGCAAAAUAUUACCCAUCCUUACUUUUGACAAAGUGGGCCCAGUUUAUCACAGAGCGGCAUCAGCUCUCACCUAAAAAGCCCAUAUGCCACUGGUUAAGUGAAAUUGUCAUUGUUUUUGGACAGUAUUAUGUGAGGUUGUAUGUGUUGUUGGAGGUGCGUUUUGGUCUGUUUAGCUCAGAAAAUGCCGCCCUCAAUCUGAUGCAAUAGGCGACCGCCUAAUCCUGCUAAUGAGCGGGCCGGUCGUGAGUAGACGCCUUCUGUCCAAUGACUCUUAUGUGUAAUGUAAUGGAACUGAGAGUUUAAAAUAAAUGUAACUUUUUAGACAAAAUAAAAUUACAUACUACAGCACAAAGCCGACAUUUAGGUGAAUCAAUAUAACUUAAAGUAUAUUAUUCGGUGACUGUGUAGUUAAAAAUGGAAUAAAUCAAUGCAUUUGCAAGCGCUGGCUAUUGAACCUUUAUCUCUUGCUAUUUGUCUCCAUCUGUCGGUAUUUUAGUAGUACACCCACAGGAAGUUAUAAACGAAGCGUGCUUGGUAACAAACCGGGCGACAGAAGCGACUGCUGAUUAAACAACACUGAAUGAAACUGAGUUUUAAGGAAGCACUUACUUUACACAUUUAUUACACGUCGUAGCACGUGUUCCAGCACACCACAGAAACGAAGGGAUUUGUGGCACACCGCAAUUUGUAGUUGUUGCAGGAGGUUCGCACCAGCAUGUCUGUGUCUGUGAUCAUUAAAUGGGGAGGGCAGGAGUACUCCAUCAGGACACUCUCCGAAGAGGACACUGUGCUGGACCUCAAGCAGUCCAUCAAGUCCCUGACAGGGGUUCUCCCAGAGAGGCAGAAACUCCUAGGAUUAAAGGUCAAAGGCAAACCAGCAGAGGACCAAGUGAAGCUUGGUUCACUGAAGCUGAAACCCAAUACCAAGAUCAUGAUGAUGGGCAGCAGGGAGGAGAGUCUGGAAGAAGUUUUAGCACCUCCCCCAGAGAAUGAUGACAUUGUCAAUGACUUUGACAUUGAAGAAGAGGUGAUUGAAGUACAGAACAGAGAGGAGAACUUGGCCAAGAUAGCCCGCCGUGUCAAAGACUACAAAGUGGAGGGGAUGAACCCACCCAGGGCAGGAAAGAGUCUGUUGGUACUAGAUGUGGACUACACGUUGUUUGAUCAUAAGUCAUGUGCCGAGACGGGACAAGAGCUCAUGAGGCCUUUUCUCCAUGAGUUCCUGACCUCGGCGUAUGAGGACUAUGACAUCGUCAUCUGGUCUGCCACGAGUAUGAAGUGGAUUGAUGCUAAAAUGAAAGAGCUGGGAGUGACAGACAACCCUAACUARAAGAUCACCUUCAUGCUGGACAGUGCAGCUAUGAUCACGGUGCACACGCCUAAGAGGGGUGUAGUGGAGGUGAAGCCUCUUGGGGUGAUAUGGGGAAAGUACAGUGAGUUCUACAGCAAGAGGAACACUAUCAUGUUUGACGACAUUGGCAGAAAUUUCCUAAUGAACCCACAGAACGGACUGAAGAUACGUCCAUUCAUGAAAGCGCACUUAAACCGUGAAAAAGACAAAGAGCUCUUCAAACUGUCUCAGUAUCUUAAAGAGAUUGCCAAACUGGAGGACUUCUCAGGUCUCAACCAUAAGCAUUGGGAGAGGUAUCGCACUAAGAAACAGAGCCAGUGAGAGCAUUGUUGUGGAUGUGUGAAGGGAUGGUCAUUCCUCAACCAGGAACAGUGCUGGACACUCAAGCCCUCACCAAACCACGACUGCCCGUUUCUGACUGGGAGCUGUUUCCUAUUGUUUGGCUUGUUUUUUAAACUUCUGUUCUUCCCUCAUCUAUGUCUUUCUCUGUUGACUUCAGUCUGGGAGACACAGUAAAUACUAUACACCUAUCAGUACUCAGUUUACACCUACCAGUACUCAGUUUACACCUAUCAGUACUCAGUUUACACCUACCAGUACUCAGUUUACACCUAUCCGUACUCGGUUUACACCUAUCAGUACUCAGUUUACAUGCAAUGUUUUUUUUGUUAGGUUUCACCCAAUCGUUCUUUCAGAUUAGUGACUGUCAUCUGUAGCUAUGCCACUUAACCUCAGAGUUAUACGAACAUGAGUUUGUUCUGUACUGAUAGUGUUCUGUAUUCUCUCCUCUACUCUCCCCCUGGCUCUCUCCUC